This is a messenger RNA of Guillardia theta CCMP2712, 2310 nucleotides long. RefSeq lists its product as hypothetical. Gene Ontology annotation, cellular component: cytoplasm. The record is from RefSeq and is a predicted model, not a curated record. Bases 1 to 2310 code for a protein of 769 amino acids. NCBI's taxonomy places the organism in Eukaryota, Cryptophyceae, Pyrenomonadales, Geminigeraceae. Gene Ontology annotation, molecular function: kinase activity; ATP binding; glutamate-5-semialdehyde dehydrogenase (NADP+) activity. The transcript is spliced from 6 exons.
AUGGACCUGCUGAAUCCCAUUCCAGUGAAAUCAAGAGGCAAGCAGGUCACAACAUCUGAGCAGAGGAAAGACUUUCUCCGUGAGGACAUUCCCUCGGUGAAGCGAGUCGUCAUCAAAGUGGGCACCUCUGUUCUCACGCGGGACAAUGAGUUUGGAGUGUCUUUGACUCGUCUCGCAAGCCUGGUCGAGCAGGUCAGCGCGCUAGUUCACUCGGGGAAGGAAGUAAUCAUCGUGACCUCUGGAGCUGUUGGCUUCGGCAAGAUGAGGCUUCAAGUUCAGAACGUGCUGUCUCAGACCGUGAGGAACACUCUCUCCUGGGGAGCAAACGCUUCCCCUCCCUCGUUGGACUCUCGAGCCUGUGCUGCCGCCGGGCAGUCAGGGUUGAUGACCCUUUAUGACGCCAUGUUUUCCCAGUAUGGAGUGUCGAUCGCGCAGCUUCUCGUGACGAUGUCAGAUUUUCAGGUCGAUGCUCAUCGCGCAAAUAUGUGCGAGACGAUCAAGGAGCUGAUCAAGCUGGGAAUCGUCCCAGUCUGCAACGAGAACGACAACACGACCAUAACAUCGUUCAAUCCGAAUUUCAAACAAAACAUUGACAACGGUAUCGACGACGGUGUUGACCGAGGGGACAAAGUCGUACGUCUUACCGCCAACGACUCGCUGUCUGCUCUUCUUGCCGUGGAGCUCGACGCCCAGCUGAUGAUCGUGCUGAGCAAUGUGGAUGGGCUAUACACAGCUCCUCCAGGUCGCCUGUCGUCCAUGGGAGCCACUCCAAAAUUAUUGCACACGUUCAACCCCGACGAUCCUCAAAUGGAGCGACUGGAGUAUGGCCGGGACCGGCGAGUCGGACGAGGAGGCAUGGCGGCUAAGGUGGACGCGUCAAAGUUUGCGCUGAACCAUGGAGUACACUGCAUCCUUGCCAAUGGUCAUCAGCAUGACGUCAUCUCCAAGAUAUUCGAGGGCAGGACCAUCGGCACCUUGUUCACCCGCGCGGCUGGACGCGACUCGACGCCCUAUGUCAAGGGAACGGAGGCGAGGAGCGCUUCUCGGGAGAUGGCAAAGUUGCCUUCCAGUGUCAGGAAGAAGGUCCUUGAGCAGAUCGUCAAGGAUAUCACGAGGAAGGAAGACGUCAUCCUCGCAGCAAACAACGAGGAUCUGCAAGAGGCGCUGAGAGCCAUCAAGUCCGAGGGCGCCGUCGGUUCAGACCACCGACCUGACCAGCUCCCUCUCUCCCUGUCAAAACGCAAGUUAAGGUCGCUUGUCCAGAAGAUCGACCAGAUGACGGCGACGGCUGGCAAUGUCGUGGGUCGGAAUGUGAAGUGGUGUAAGGUGACGGACGGGCUCUAUCUUGAGCAAGAGACUGUUCCCAUUGGAGUGGCUCUGUGCGUGUUCGACAAGGCUUGUCCUGACGUCGUUCCCCUCCUGGCAAGUCUCUGCAUUGCCUCCGGCAACGCUGUCAUCUUCAAGUCCUCGCGCGAAAGCUUCCACACUACUCAGAUCUUCCACUCGAUCAUCAUCUCUGCGCUGAAAGCAAACAAUAUCUCCGAGAACGCGGUCAUCAACCUGGAAGGACGAGACAACCUCGAGGACUUCUUGGUUCUGCAGGAUCAGAUCGACAUGGUGAUCCCGCGAGGAUGCAAGCAGCUCAUAGAGUAUGUCAACACGCGCACCAAGAUUCCCGUCCUCGGAGACACUGAGGGCCUCUGUCACGUGUACGUUCACAACGACGCAAAUCUGGAGGUUGCAGCUCGAGUGCUGGUGGACUCCAAGUGUGAAGCAAGUUAUGCUGGGAGGUAUGGAGUGGAAACCAUCCUCGUGCACUCCCAUUGGAUCGAGACUGGCAAGUUCGAGGAGCUGUUGGAGCCCCUCACCAGCAAAGGAGUCGCUCUCUUCGCCGGCCCUCGCCUCCGCGCUCAGUUCAAGUCUCAGUCUGCCAAGAUGCCUCCUGCAUGGUCUUUGAGAUGCGAGUAUGGAUCAAGCGGGUGCGCUGUUGAGGUUGUUGACAGCCUCGAGGAAGCGAUCCAGCAUGUCAACGAUUACGGAAGCCAUCACACGGAUGUCAUCGUUUGCGAGAGCGAAAUGGACUCGCGCAAGUUCUCGAGGGAAGUCGAUAGCGCCUGUGUCUUCCAGAACUGCAGCACGCGAUUCUCAGAGGGAUACAGCUUUGGGCUUGGAACUGAGGUGGGAGUGACGACCAAGCGAGUGCCCAUGCGAGGGCCGAUCGGGAUUGAGGGGUUGAUGACUUCCAAGUACAUCUUGAGGGGCAAGGGGCAUGCAGUCGCGGACAUCGCAGACGGAAAGUCAAAAUGGUGA